AUGGCGCAGGCCCCGUCAGACUUGUCAGAGCAGUACGUCGACGAUGACAACGAGGAGGAGGACGACGACGACGUUCAAGCGGAUUCCUGGAAUAAAAAGGACAAAGUAAUCACCCUCCAACUUCUUCAGCCGUCGGGACGAUCGACUUCUUGUCGUGUCAGCCUCCAGGACCGCAUCUCUGAUGUCAAGAUGAGAGUCAAAGACAUGCUGUUUAAGAGCAGCGGUUAUGUGAGGCUUAUCCGUGACGGGGAAGAGCUUCUGGACAUAAAGAGCACGGUAAAGGACAAUGGCCUCAGCGAUGGGCAGACCAUCACGGUCAUCUUCAACCAGUCAUACACUUAUGCUUCAUUCCGUGCUGGGGAGAGGCCACCUUGGGAGUCAGAUUGGGAUUCCAAGCCGACCUACAGCCACGCUCCGAGCCCAGAGCCUUUGCGCUCGAUUUUGGGGCUGUCGCCAAAUCUUGGGAGGCUGCCUCCAAAUGAGCAGCAGGCCAUGCUGGAAUUACUACACCGCCGUCAAACAGGAUCCCGAUUCAGAUAG
Symbiodinium sp. CCMP2592 is the source of this 540-nucleotide messenger RNA. The record is from the annotation of a GenBank genome assembly. NCBI's taxonomy places the organism in Eukaryota, Dinophyceae, Suessiales, Symbiodiniaceae.